Molecule: messenger RNA, 1032 nt
Organism: Stylonychia lemnae
Lineage: Eukaryota; Ciliophora; Spirotrichea; Sporadotrichida; Oxytrichidae
Source: the annotation of a GenBank genome assembly
AUGGAAAAUAGCAAGAAGGAAUAGUAGUAAUCUGAAUAAUAGACCUAUAUCCAUACCUAAUCUCCUCAUUCCAGUAGCAUAAUUCAGUUAGAGCCUGAAAUUCAAAAAGCCCUAAUCUUUGACAUUAACCAUUAAGAAUACGGAUUACCCUUAACUCCAACCAAGUUUUUCCCCUAAUUAUAGUAUCAACCUAAGGAUUUCGGUAUCCUCGACUAAUUUCCAAUAAAAGAGAAAUUAUACAGUGUUUAAUUAUCACCUACAGUAAUAUAUCUCACAUCUCAUGAAGAAACUGACCAACAAAUUAUUAGAAAGAGCAUAAUGAAAAACAAACUCCUUAAUGAUGUUCAAAUUCAAUAUGCCAGACAAGAAUGCACAAUAUAAUCUCUACUGAAGCACGAGAAUAUCGUAGAGCUUUACCAUUAUACUGAAAACGAUUAAGAGAUUACUCUGCUUAUGGAGUAUUGCAAUGAUGCUAACUAUUUUGAGGACAGAAUAGAAAAUAGUUUAGAGCCUAUCGAGGAUAUGGAAAAACUAUAGCAAUAUGGUUAAGAUAUUUUGCACGCACUAAACUAUCUUCACACAAAUGGGUAUAUCCACAGUGAUAUGAAAAUAUAAAAUGCUUUGCUGAAUCGUAACGAGGAAGAAGGAGACGAUAUCCCUAUUGUUAAAUUAUGUGAUUUCGGCCUUUCGCAUGUUAUAAAGCCAGAGCUGAAUGGAAAGGCAUUAAUGAUAGAGAAGUGCGGCACUCAUGGAUAUAUCGCCCCAGAAAUUCAAGCUAAGAAUAGUCUUGUGGGUCCUGAAAUAGACAUGUGGGGCUUCGGAGUAAUGCUCUAUGAAAUGUGCACCGCUUAUAAACCUACCAAACUUCAAAAUUACAGAUAUGGAUCAGGACCUAUCCCUUUCAGAGAUAGAGAUUGGAGAAAGGUAAAUAAGCAUAUUAAGGAUUUGAUAAUUCAGUGCUUGCAAACGGACCCUAGUAAAAGAAUAAGUUCUCAAGAUGCGCUAUAACAUCCCUGGUUUGGCAGCGAAUGA